UGUCCAGUCCGCUCAGCAGCUGAUACUACUGUCUGAAGCUGUCCUCUGAGCGGCUUCACCUUCAGCCAUAUUAACCAUGCUGGGUACCGUCGGACGUUGCUGCAACGGGGUUUUGCAGGCUUUCAAGCCCGGUGUCAACUCACUGAAGACAUUCGGCGGUAGAAAUGCGAGCCUCAAUUUGGGCAGGGGCUAUGCAAGUCCCGCUGCUCAAGCAGCUCUCGGCAAUGGACGCAUCACGGCCGUGAUCGGUGCUGUCGUGGAUGUCCAGUUUGACGAAGGCCUGCCCCCCAUCCUCAAUGCACUGGAGGUGAUGGGCCGUGACAGCAGGCUGGUGCUUGAGGUUGCACAGCAUCUCGGUGAAAACACAGUCAGGACAAUCGCCAUGGAUGGCACAGAGGGUCUGAUCCGUGGGCAGAAGGUUCUUGAUACCGGCGCCCCAAUCAGAAUCCCUGUAGGGCCUGAGACUUUGGGCAGGAUCAUGAAUGUCAUUGGAGAACCUAUUGAUGAACGUGGUCCUAUUAGCACCAAACAAACCGCUCCUAUCCACGCUGAAGCCCCCGAGUUCACUGACAUGAGUGUGGAGCAAGAGAUUUUAGUCACCGGCAUCAAAGUGGUCGAUCUCCUUGCACCCUACGCCAAGGGUGGAAAAAUUGGUCUGUUUGGCGGCGCUGGCGUAGGUAAGACUGUCUUGAUCAUGGAGUUGAUUAACAACGUGGCCAAGGCUCACGGUGGCUACUCGGUGUUCGCCGGAGUCGGAGAGCGCACCCGUGAAGGCAACGAUUUAUACAACGAAAUGAUUGAGUCUGGCGUCAUUAACCUGAAGGACACCACGUCAAAGGUUGCGCUGGUGUACGGUCAGAUGAACGAGCCUCCGGGCGCCCGUGCCAGGGUCGCUCUUACCGGGUUGACAGUGGCGGAAUAUUUCCGCGAUCAAGAGGGACAGGAUGUGCUUCUUUUUAUCGACAACAUCUUUAGGUUUACUCAGGCUGGAUCAGAGGUGUCUGCCUUGUUGGGUCGUAUCCCCUCUGCCGUGGGAUACCAACCAACCUUGGCCACCGAUAUGGGUACCAUGCAGGAACGAAUCACAACCACCAAGAAAGGUUCCAUCACCUCGGUUCAAGCCAUUUACGUGCCUGCCGACGACUUGACUGACCCCGCCCCCGCCACAACAUUCGCCCAUUUGGACGCCACAACCGUGCUGUCCCGCGCCAUUGCCGAGCUGGGCAUUUACCCUGCCGUGGACCCCCUGGAUUCCACCUCCCGCAUCAUGGACCCCAACAUCGUAGGCUAUGAGCAUUACGACGUCGCUCGAAGCGUACAAAAGAUUCUCCAGGACUACAAGUCACUACAAGACAUCAUCGCUAUUCUGGGCAUGGACGAACUGUCCGAGGAAGACAAGCUGACCGUCGCUCGUGCUCGCAAGAUCCAGCGUUUCCUGUCGCAGCCUUUCCAGGUAGCUGAGGUCUUCACUGGCCACAUGGGAAAGCUGGUGCCUCUCAAGGAGACAAUCAAAGGAUUCCAGAGCAUUCUAGCAGGGGAAUACGACGCCUUGCCCGAACAGGCGUUCUACAUGGUGGGUCCCAUCGAAGAAGUGGUCCAAAAGGCAGAGAAACUGGCAGAGGAACACUCUUAAAUGAGCGUGGGUUAGAAGUCUCUCUGAUUUGUACAGUCUUAUUUCUAUUUGAGGAACUUCUGACCUGUCACGCUGAGUAUCUUGUGGUUUGUAUUGUUCCGAAAAGCUUGGCAUGAGAGUAAAGGUGACGUUGUCAUACAGCAA
Molecule: messenger RNA, 1777 nt
Organism: Syngnathus typhle (broad-nosed pipefish)
Lineage: Eukaryota; Metazoa; Chordata; Actinopteri; Syngnathiformes; Syngnathidae
Product: ATP synthase subunit beta, mitochondrial-like
Exons: 10
Coding region: 77-1633 (518 amino acids)
Biological process (GO): proton motive force-driven mitochondrial ATP synthesis; proton transmembrane transport
Molecular function (GO): ATP hydrolysis activity; ATP binding; proton-transporting ATP synthase activity, rotational mechanism
Source: RefSeq, a predicted model, not a curated record